CUCGCACGUGACUUUCCGAAAGCGCCCGGUCUUUCGGCCCGUGGAGUUUCCAGCAGCAUGGAGGAGUCCCGCACAGCCCCAACGCAACCUCCGGUCGCGGAGCCCGUCUGUCCCGCAGUGCCGAAAGCAGAAGAUGAGAUUCCAGGCAUGCAACAAGAUGAAACUGGAAAUCUUCUAGAAUUGGAAGAGUGGAAGAGGAAGGUUGCAAAAGCCGAAAAAGAAAAGGCUGACUUGCUUCUUUCAAAACUUACUGCUGAUGAGGAGAGUCGGAAAUGGAAAGAGGAGCUGAAAAAUCUGAGAAGUGCAGAAGAUAAGCUUGUUAAGGAAAGAAAGCUAGCUCAGGAGAAUUAUCAGAGGAAUCUUGAUAGACAAAAUGAUGAACUGAGAAGAGAGAUACAAUUCCUUAAAGACAAACUUGCAGCAAAGAAGGCAAAAUGUAAAGAACUUGCUCAGACAUAUAAGCUUAAAAGAUUUAUACCUGAGACGAAAAUGACAUUCACACGCCUGGAGAAAGUUGAGAAUGAAGAGAUGUAUAACAACAUCUGCUGCUUUUUUGAAGCUUCUGCAAACAUCCCAUUCAGACUGAGCAAAGGCGAAGCUCUUAUCACAUUUGAAGAAGAAAAGGUUGCUCAGGAACUGCUUCAAAAGUCUCAUCAUAUUGUGAAACUGGAGAAUUCAGACACUGUUAUGAGAGCCUGGCCUGUUGAACUGGGGAUGGGACUAUCGUUAGAGCUUCAUGUUAAAAUUUCCCAAAGGAAGAUUAAAGUUUCUGACAUCCCUAACCUACCAAUCCCUGAUGAAUGGGUAAGAGACAAGUUGGAACUGAAUUUCUGCAAAACUAAAGUGGGAGGUGGAGAAGUGCAAAAUGUGACAUACGACAGAUGUGCCCGAACGGCCCUCAUUACAUUUGCCCAGCCUGGAGUCGCUAAGAACUUUAUGAAAAGGACAAAGCACCCUUUCCAUACAAGUGCACAGAAAUAUAUAGUUACAGUUUCCCCUGUUGUAGAAAAGUACCUGGGAGGAUUUGAGUUGUUUUCAGGAACAUCCAAGAGGACAUUAUUGUUGACUGACAUUGAGGACAUGGAGGAAGACGAAGAAAGCAUUCAGGAUAUGAUAGCAAUCCACUUCCAGAAACCCAGUAAUGGUGGUGGGGAAGUUGAAUACGUCAGAUAUAUUUCAGAAGGAACCAAAGUUGCUUACUUUGAGACAGAUAUGGAGAACAUUAUAUGACAGGCUGUAGCUGAAACCUGCCUCAUUUUUUUUUUGCCAUGGAUCUCACAGAAUGAUUUUAACUAUUCUGUAAUUUUGACUGUUUGCCCUUGACGUUGUGCCUUUUUGUUUAAACACUGCCAAUACAAAUGUAUGUGAUUGCAAUUUGUUAUGAAUAGUUAUGAAAGCAGGAGGGCUCAUUGGUUAUAACGAAUUUGUUGGUUUUGGCUACAAAGUGAUUGACUUGUGAUUAAUUCUGAUGGCAUUGUGGCUGUACGAGUGAUUGAGAGAUGGAACAUGACAUGCAAUAAUGGGGAGAGAUGCUUUAUGGUCUGCAAGUACCUGAGCUCAGGUGUGGCGCUUUGCACGCAGUAGCCUCAGUCUCUGUUUAUUACAUCGCUUAAUCCAAAGUCCAGUCACAUAUUGUUGAUAUAAGUUCACAUGUCACUGUACAAAAGAUAUAAGUUGCACACGUCAGUGUACACAGAAAUCAUGGGAAUUAUUACAGGGCUAUGAGAAGUGUGUCUGCACAUGUAGAGGUGUCCUGGGGAGUCCCUAGAGGCUUCUCAGCCUUCUUUCCAUAUCUUUCUGUUCCCCCGUGGAACCCAUUCCUUGUGGGGAUACAAGGAAUUGUAUUCAAAAGGGAGAACCUAGAGAUCUCUGGUUGGUAUGAAGAAAUACUGGGAUUCAUGUGUCAGACUUGUUCACUCUCUCUCCAGGUGUGUGCAUUGCAGUAGUUUUUAUUCUGAACAGUGUCAUCCAUACACACUCAAGGUUCUUGGAUGCUUUAACCAUGUUGCAGAAGAUAGGAUUUGCCCAUUCAUUUCUGCUGUGUACUGCCUUGGGAGUUGAAAGCAAUUCUAUUUUUAAGAGGUUAAUAUCUCAGUCUUUGUUUCCUGUCACGGUUGGAGCAAUGACUCUAUGCAAUUCUUCCUGUUCUGGUUUGGUGGUGAUCUCUUAGAGCUUCCCCCACCCAAUCACACACAUCCUAAAUCAUAAGUGGCCUUUUGAUUGUGUUUUCUGCCCAGAGCUGCUUUAAUGGAGUAAAUGAGCCAAAUCCCACUAUUUGCCUUAUUCUUCCCAAUAAACACUUUAUUUAAAUAUUUA
Messenger RNA from Heteronotia binoei (common prickly gecko), 2316 nucleotides. RefSeq names its product N-myc and STAT interactor (gene NMI). The record is from RefSeq and is a predicted model, not a curated record. Gene Ontology annotation, cellular component: cytoplasm. The coding region runs from base 58 to 1230 and encodes 390 amino acids. NCBI's taxonomy places the organism in Eukaryota, Metazoa, Chordata, Lepidosauria, Squamata, Gekkonidae. The transcript has 9 exons.